Penicillium samsonianum is the source of this 1185-nucleotide messenger RNA. RefSeq names its product ankyrin repeat domain-containing protein. Gene Ontology annotation, molecular function: protein binding. The record is from RefSeq and is a predicted model, not a curated record. NCBI's taxonomy places the organism in Eukaryota, Fungi, Ascomycota, Eurotiomycetes, Eurotiales, Aspergillaceae. The coding region runs from base 1 to 1185 and encodes 394 amino acids. The transcript has a single exon.
AUGGCAUUGCACCUAGCCAUGGAGGGAUUCAAGAAAGACAGACACUUCUACUAUCCAUCAAACUGUAUCGAAGUCCUUAUGAUCUUGAUUUGUGCAGGGGCUGACACAAAUGAUCUAUCUGGCAAAAUUAGGGAGGUCUUCCCGAAUAUUGCAAAGAGCGGCAGAGUUGAUCUCUUGAGAGAAUUAGAUCACCGCGGAUACAAUGUACUCGAUGAUGCCGCACUCUAUUCAGAUGCCUUGAUCACAGCCUCAGCCGUCGGUGACAUUGAAAAGAUCUAUUACAUGGGUACAAAGCAUGUCCCUUCAACUGGGAACAUCAAAGCUGCCGUCCUGGCUGCAAUAAAAGAUCAAAAAGAUGAAAUAGUUCGGAUGCCAACCAUCAGGGCACUCCUGAGCCUCAAAACGCCGCUUUUCUUUGACGAGAAUCAGGAUGUCGAGCCAUUGAUAAUUGCUUCGGAGAAGGACUAUCCCGAGAUCGUCGCCAUCCCACUCCAGCACACUAGACACGACAGAUCUGUCGUUGAAACCGCCUUGGAAGCAGCUCUCUACCACGAUAGUCUCGCCUGCGCACGCCUCAUUCUUGAGUCACAGAGCUGGGAACCUGCUGAAUGCCUUGAACUUUGUUCUCGCUUUAUUCCGAAAUGCCUCACUAGUUGUUCUGGUGAUAUGCUUACGUAUCUGUUGGACCAAGGGGUAUCCCCGACCAUGAGGGAUCCCGAAACAGGCGCAACUCUGUUGUAUAUCGCGGCUACCGCGAAUAACAAUGAUGUAGUUCAGAUUCUCGUGGCCCAUGGCGCAGAUGUCGACCUCGAUGGAGGCGAGUAUGGGACAGCACUACACGGAGCAGCAGUUUCUGGGAGUUGGAAGACGGUGGAGGCGCUCCUUUCGCUUGGUGCAGAUGUUGAUGCACAGAAUGAGCGUAUUGGUACGCCGUUAAUAGCAGUGAUGGCUCAGACGUGGGACAAAAAAUGUUUUAUGGAGAGGUGCAAGUUCAAGUGCCCUUAUAAAUGCCAUUGGUGCUGUGCAAGGGUGCUGCUGGGUUGCUAUGCGGAUGUCGAUGCCAAAGUUGGGGAGUUUGGUACGGCGCUACAUGCUGCAGAGAAGGUUGGGAACGAACGGGGAAUAAAGAUGCUCCUACAACAUGAGGAGUUCGGUAGUAGUAGCGACAAGGUUCCGUCCUUCUAG